GAAGACCUGAAGAUUCUGAACAUAAACACAAGCUCUCUGACGCAACUGGACUACCUCUGGACAGGCUGAGUGGAGGAGUGGUCUCGCAGCCAUGAAUGGAGGUGUGCUUUUUGCAUUGUCCACACUGAUACUGGUCCCUGCAGCCUUCCCUUGUCCUAAGGAGUGCUCAUGUGAUAGACAAGCCAAGGUGGUGGACUGUCAAGGGCAGGGCUUGUACGACAUUCCUAACGAGCUACAUCCUGAAACACUGGAGCUAUACCUUCAGAAUAACCAUAUACGAGGCAUCAGCUCCACGGCUUUCCGGGAAAUGCCACAGCUCCAAGUUCUAAACUUGGCCAACAACUCCAUCACCAUGAUCUCGCCCAGGGCCCUCCUGGAACUUAGGGGCUUGAGAAGCCUCAUCCUGGCCAACAACUCAAUCCGGGAGUUGAACCGCCGUCUUUUAGGUUCAGCACUGAACUUAACUCAGUUGGACCUCUCUUAUAACAACAUAGCUGGGCUCCCUGGAGCACUAGCAGAUAGCUUCCACCAUCUAACUCACCUGUCGCUGCACUAUAACCGCCUGACCAAGUUGGACCGCACUCAUCUGGAAGCCCUGGAGACCCUUGAGGUGCUGCACUUGAGGGGGAACCCCUGGAAGUGUGACUGUCAGAUGAUAGGACUCAAGCUAUGGCUGGAGACAUUCGCUUUUAAAGGUGGUGUGGUGGAUGCCGUGGCAUGCACCUGGCCUGACGCCAUGCAGGAGCGCGACCUCCGCCACGUGCCCUACGAGCUCUUCCACGCCUGCAUGACCACCAGCUACAGCUACCUGUUCGCCAACAUCCACCACCUGGAUGGUCAGCGCCACCCUCUCCAUGGCCCCCAGCCCUGGCCCAGCCCGAAGGCACCUACCGGGCCCGAGCUUGGGCUGUCGGCAGGCAUGCCCAUGCAGGACUGCGAGGCCAAGCAGAAGCCGCGGGCGGUGAGCCUGCGGCACGCCAUCGCCACGGUGGUGAUCACCGGCGUGGUGUGCGGCAUCGUGAUCCUUAUGAUGCUGGCUGCUGCCAUCUACGGCUGCACCUACGCUGCCGUCAUGGCCAAGUACCAUCGCCAGUUAAAGAAGCAGCAAAAGCAGGCGGGUGAAGAAGUAGAGGCGGGGGCCCUGGGCAGGGAGGAAGACAAGGAACCACUGGAGAAUGCCAUAGCAUGAGCUGGAGCAUGGGAGAGAUGCACUAAUACCCAUAAAUCUCAUAAGCACCAUACAUAUCGUGAAAAACGGGCACUCACAAAACAAAUGUUUUUAGAAAUGCACCCAACCGCACACAGACACACAUUCAUGCACAUCCACACAGACACACAUGCCACAUGGGCAGACAUACAUUAUAUUUACUUACACUACACACAUAAAGACCACACAAAGCUACAAAACAGAAGGUUCUGGACGGAACUCUUGCCAAGGCUCUGGCUUCUCUAAUGGAUGAGCAACAGCACACACUCUUCUCUGUCCUUUAUUUCAAUAUAUCAUUUAUAAAAGGGAAUUUGGACAGGACUUCCAAAAAUGAGAAGAGACAACUUCUACAAUACAGAGUAUUUUUCUAACAUGAUUUCUGUAGAUAUGGUAGGCCAAAGACACCAUACAUAUAUACAUUUCAGUAACUUCAAAUUGUAUACCUAAUGACUCAGAUACUGAUAAUUUCUGAGUCCAGUGAAAGCACAUUUACAGCAAUACAUACUGAUUAAUGUUGUGGAUUUCAGUUUCUGGUUGGACAAUUUGAACAUGUGCCUAUCAGGGUUUGACUGGUCGAGCAGGCAACUGCUAGAUGUUCUUGUUUGGUGUUUCUGCAUGUAUGUGCAGGGAAGGGGGGGAGGGGUGACAAAGCCCAGAAUUAUUUUUCAAGUUCAUUUCAGUAAAAUUAUAAUCUGGGUAUUAGCAUAUUUUGUGCCUAAAUAUGCAUAAAGAAAAUUUACAUAUGCACUUAGAAAACCAUGGAUAUCACGAUUCAUAUGCAGGUCUUGUGAAGAGUUGGAUUGUGGAUUUGAGUAUUUGAAGCUACCUCCCACCUUCACACACAUAGAGACUGCAAAAGGAGGUGUGAAGGACAUGGACAAGGAUGUCUGAAUUUAACAUCUUAUAUAAGAAAACAGUGGGCUUCUAACCAGCACGUAUACACACAUGUACACACACAUACACACACACACAUACAUACACACACACACACAAAUAUGUACAUCACAUGGUGCUUACAAUAACAACAUGAAAACAGCCUGCAACCAAGACUGCUCAAAUCAGAGAUCUACUGCCAGACACAUCCUCACCCACCCCAGCUACCAUGGGAGUGUGAUGUUAUCAGGUUGUCGGGUUGUGUUAGUGCUAGCAAAUGCUUGUAAGGAGACAACUCACUGGGCAGUCAUGAAACCCAUCCUCUGACUGGACGACACAAAAUCAUCAAAUCAGAGAGAGAGAGACAGACACCUCCAAAUGAAUGGUGGAAUAUAUUUUAUAAGUUCACUCAGAAAAAAAAAUCUAUGCAAAAAUCUACUUUUAAUGAGAGAUUCAAUUAGGGAUAGCUAUAAGAUUUGUGUGAAAGCAUAUGUUUGUAAAUACAUUUUUGUUCAUGUUAACAGAUAUGCUGAUAUGGAGUAUACAUUGAAAAUGUAUACGUAUGUAUGUAUAUAUGUAGGUAUAUUAGAGAACAAAUAUAUGUUUAGGAAUAAAUCUCAACAAAUUCAUUUGCUGA
Electrophorus electricus (electric eel) is the source of this 2717-nucleotide messenger RNA. It is a transcript of the gene lrtm1, whose product is annotated as leucine rich repeat transmembrane protein 1. Gene Ontology annotation, molecular function: protein binding. Gene Ontology annotation, cellular component: plasma membrane. Lineage: Eukaryota; Metazoa; Chordata; Actinopteri; Gymnotiformes; Gymnotidae. The record is from RefSeq and is a predicted model, not a curated record.